Messenger RNA from Angiostrongylus costaricensis, 1635 nucleotides. The record is from the annotation of a GenBank genome assembly. NCBI's taxonomy places the organism in Eukaryota, Metazoa, Nematoda, Chromadorea, Rhabditida, Metastrongylidae.
AUGCACGCACCUCGACAUCGAGCGAAAGUUUCAUAUGACAAAGGACGGUGUGUUCCUGUUGGUUGGAAACCGCUUGUUGUCGAUCCUCGUGUACGAAGUUACAUCUAUGCCAGAGCAAAACGGACGUGCUUAGAAGCUAGAGAUCGAGAAGCACAACGUCGGGCUGCUGAGGAACGACAACGUGAACGGCAACAGAUGCGUGAACGAGUUGAUGAGGAUUUGGAAGCUUGUGAAGCUGAGAAAUGGUCAUGCAUGAUGAGAAAGGUUCAGUUACGUUUCGGAACUAAAAGUUUAAUUCUGUUGGAGCAUGUAUCGUUGGAAAGAGUGAAGGCGCGUCGUGAUGAAUUAGCAGCAGAGAAGCAUGAGUGCUUUACAAAACUCAAGGCUUGCUUGCAACGAGAGUCCAUGCAGAAAAAAGCUGAAGAUGAAAAGAAGCGGAGAGAAUUAAUAACACUUCAAAUGCAGCAACCGUUCCUUGCGGCAACAAUACAAGCUCAAGCACAGGUCCAAGCCCAGGCACAGGCUAAUAGCUUGAUUUCCAACCAGCAUCUUCUCACACAACAAAAUCUUCUGUCACAGCACUUCAACGCACAUAGUCUAUUGAACCAACAAGCGUUGCUUCAACAUCAACAAUUGUUGGCAGCUCAAAAACUUCAAGAACUUGCGCAGCAACGUAGUUUGGUGCAACAACAACAGCAACAACAACAACAGAGUACGCCACAAGCAACUGCGCAACAAAGCUUACCAGCAGGGAUUUCACCGGCAUAUUUGCAACAAGCACUUGGACAAGUCCAGGGUUUACUACCAGGACCAUCUCCUACAGUACCUGGUUUUACAGCAAAUACCGCGGUCAAUAUGUCGUUAUCAACCCUUGAUGAUGUGUGUCCCAUCUGUCUGUGUUCAAUGGAUGAAGAGUUUUCGCGGCCAGAAAACUGUCAACAUAGAUUCGACCUUGAAUGUUUGACUGAAUGGUCUAAGUUACGAUUAAGUUGUCCAUCAUGUCGCUCUACAUUUGGUGCGGUUUACUCAUACAAAAUAGUUGGAGCAAAACCAGUACUAUUCAAAGUACAAAAGAUGGAUCCUCCCAAGGAGGCUGAGCCAUUCGAUGAGACGAACCCGCUCGAUUUCACAAUGUGUGAAAUCUGCUCUGGUGGGCAGAAUGAAGAACUCCUUUUGAUAUGUGACCAGUGUGACAAAGGGGAUUAUAGUGAUGAAGGCAGCACAGAAGGUGAAUAUUAUGAACAGGAUGAAGAAGAGGAGGCAGAUAACGAAUCCGUUUCUUCACAUGAAGAAGAAAUAAAUGACUUCUUUGACGACGAUGCGCGAGUUUUGGGUGACCUAGAGUUGAGCGUGUCGUAUGGGGUUCCAUCGUUACCCAGCGUGAAAAGAAGUAAGAAGAGGAGGUGUAUGAAAAAAUCCUCUAAAAGAGCAACAAAGACGAGGAAAUUAGUGCAGAAAUCUGCGAAGAGGAAACGACGACGGAAUAAGCCUAUUCUUUCUACGCAGAAAUGUAAGCGCCCUAUCAAAGUGGAAGACACCUUGAUUAGUUCGGCAUCGCGACGUGGUGCUCCUCGUGAACCUAUUACACGGCUCUCACUACUUGGUGCUGAACUGGAACCAGUUGUUGAUCCGUAA